Eremomyces bilateralis CBS 781.70 is the source of this 2045-nucleotide messenger RNA. RefSeq names its product C6 transcription factor. The transcript is spliced from 2 exons. Gene Ontology annotation, molecular function: transcription cis-regulatory region binding; DNA-binding transcription factor activity. The coding region runs from base 403 to 1737 and encodes 444 amino acids. Gene Ontology annotation, biological process: positive regulation of transcription by RNA polymerase II. NCBI's taxonomy places the organism in Eukaryota, Fungi, Ascomycota, Dothideomycetes, Eremomycetales, Eremomycetaceae. The record is from RefSeq and is a predicted model, not a curated record. Gene Ontology annotation, cellular component: nucleus.
AGUUCCAGUUCAUCCCCUCCUUCAACUGCGACAUCGAGCGAGUCACCGACAACGGCUGUGUCCUUCACAUUCAGCCCGCGAUAUGCAUUCGACCUCGCAGUCGAUGACAGAAUCCCGAAAGUAGAGGAAAUAGAGGAAGAUCUGCUCAAGAAUGGGAAAAUGGAUACUUUGCCGGAAGUGGAGGACACUUCGCUUUCAGAAGAGUUGGUCGUUCAGAAGAGACCGAGGGGUCGACCAAGGAAACAUCCCAAGGAUUCCCCAACGGUUCUUCUAAAACCAUCGAAAGGAAGGUCAAAGACUGGGUGCAUAACAUGCAGGCGACGGAAGAAGAAAUGUGACGAAACGAAACCCGAAUGUAGGCUCUUCCAUACGCUACCACUCGUUUGAAGCGGGCCUUCUUAUAUGUCGCAUACUACAAACCGAGCGGACUUGAUACUGACGUUCGGGAUAGGCAAUCAUUGCAUAAAAAACAAUGUCACAUGCGAAGGGUACCCACCUCGAGAUUACUGGCAAAGUGGGAGGCAGAGGCUCAUGAAAGUAGCUCGACGGAACAGCCAUGAGAGUCCUCGAACUCUCCCCACUCUCAUAGAUGGCGUCGAAAAUGAUAUGGAUUGGCUCCUGCUGAACCACUUUCAACUUGGAGUGAGCAAAGUUCUCAGCCUAUGUAUGGAGAGAAACAAUCCGUUCAAGGAGCUUUUCAUGCCAAUGGCAAUGCAGCAUAAGGGUCUCAUGCAUUCUCUUCUCUGCCUCGCUGGAACUCAUCUUAUCACCAAGGAUAAGGAGGCGAACUUGGUCGCCUAUCAAGAAAGGCAGUCGCACCACUACUCGCUAGCUCUGCAAAUAUUACGGACAGAUACAAACCUAGCGAACGCCCGAGGAGGAGAUCAAAAGGUCAUCAUCGAUGAUCCCACGACCGCACAAACCGUUCUUCUCUGUUUGAACACCAUCACAGCUGGGGAUGUUUCUGGGGAGUAUCGGACUCACAUGGACAUCGCCAGGUUUGCUAUGCAGCGUAGCAACGCCUACAACAAUGACUUCCGGGGUUUUAUUUACGAGUUUUUCGUCUACCACGACGUCUCAAACUCCAUUACCGCAGUGGAUCGUCCGAAUAUCCUCAUGUCCGAGGACUUCCAGCUUCCGGAAUACAUGAUGCAACAACCUGCGCUCGGAAACUUCCUCGGAGUUAUGGAUGGUCUGUUUUUGUGUAUGUCCCGGAUUCGGAGCCUACGCGACCGAGUUCGUGCGCGAAGUCAAUCGGGCGAGAAGCCAGUGGUCGACUUCCAGAUCCUUUCCGAAGCGCAAGGAAUCGACCAGGAGCUCCGGGAUUGGACGAGUACGCAGCCACUGGAUUCACCUCGCUGGACACUAUCAAUGCUUUACCGGCAAUGUACCUGGAUUUAUCUGCACCGGACCAUUCUACCAUCAGUACCGAACGCCCAACUCAGCAUGGCGGUUGAAGAAGGCCUGGCGUUUUUGCGCCAUCUGCCGUCAGAUUCAUCCACCCAAAGCCUAGUGUUAAUGCCGCUUUUCCUACUCGGCUGUGCCGCAUUCGACGAGACUCAACGGCCUACCAUUUGCGAGGCGUUUGAUAACUUGAUGACCUUCUCCAGCUUAGGCAACAUUGUCCAUGCUCGGAAGAUCCUAGGAGAGGUCUGGCGUAGGAUGGACGCAGGACUUGAUUCAUGGGAUUGGGAGUCAAUCAUCCAAGAGAUGGGUUUGGAUUUCUUAAUCACUUAAGCAUCUUGUGGAACGAGUUUCUUUGAGGUCAUCAAAAUUAUUUGGUCACGGCUGCUUGGAGGGGGCUGGCCGUUUUGCUGCUGCCUUUCUGCAAAAUUAUUUCGCUAUUGCGGUUUCUUAUUCUUCAUGACUUUUCUCCUUCAAUGAUGGUAUAGCUAUGUUGGUCUUGGUUUACUGGGAAAGGAGCGCCUGGAGUCUGAACUCAUCGGGCGAGACAAUGGAGGUAUCUGGAGUUGGAUGUCUCUCGCAGUACCAUGGGAAAAUGCUGCAACAUUGGGACGGAGAAACCACUGCCAUUUGGGCGGCCC